AUGGAAAUACCCAGCUCAGGGGAAUUACACGAAGUUGAAGGAGAAAGAGGGAACUUCGUAGUCAGAAACGAUGGCCACCUCAAGAACGAAGCAACCCUGUCAUUCGGACCAGAAUGGUCAAAGUCCAGAUUGACAAACCUAUUAGACGUUGUAAAUUAUUAUAAACCGAACCCAAAAAAUCAUAUUUAUCUACCAGAGAAUACAUUUGAUUCCAAUGGAAAAAUUAGAGGACAUAUGGGAGGAGAAACGACGUUUCGUAGAGAAACACAAUCGAACAGACAAGAACAGCUAAGCACACAUACCAAUGAUAAUAAUGCAAAUCAACAAUUUAACGAAUUAGAAUUCGUAGACUCCGAUAAAGAUACAGUAGUGCCAGAAGCAAGAGUCAAAGGCCUAUUUGAAGUACCAUUUGAUGUGUAUUCAAUGCCCAGAUUAAUAGCUCCAUUUAAAGGGUUCUCGAAAAUAAUAACGCCAAGAGCGAUUAGAUUAAUUAACUUUACAGAAACAGAGGAGGGAAAAUUAGUGUGUAAAAUAGACAAAAACGCCAUGAAUAUAGUACAAAAACAAGUUGGAAACCUAAACGUAGUCUCAGUAAGCUUCGUAGGAGAUCCCAAAUCAGGAAAAAGCUUUUUAGCAAGUCUCUUGGUGGGAAAAGAUAACACAAGUUUUAACAUAUCCGAAUCAUAUAUAGACCCAAAUAACAUGCUCACCGAUGGAUCCGUAUGGGUCUAUGUAUCAGUUUAUCAAGAAAAACAUGCAUACGUGUUUUUGGACUUUGAAGGAUUUGAACACUCUGAAAAAAAUAAAGUGAAAAUGCUACUGUUUGCAUUUUCACUGUCAAAUCUUGUGUUUUGUAAUGUAAAAUAUUCAUUAAUGAACGGAAUCUAUAACUCUGUAAGAGCGAUGAUCCAGCUGACCAAAAAGCCAACUUCAAACGAGACCUUGGGAAGUAGUGAAAAUUUACAAGAUGAAAAUGAGUUUUUGGAAAUGAUAAAGGGACAAGGAACCCGACUUCUGAGUCGUUCAUACGACAGUCAGAAUUUUGUUGAUUUGGUUCAAGACUUUGAAGACUCAGAAAAGUACAAUAGUGAUCGAAAGGAACUGUGGAGUGCACCAAUAGUGCAAUUUGUCUUUAGAGACUCCUCAGGGUUUGUCAAAUGUAUAGAUGAUCGCAUUUUCACACCAGAAACCUUGGUGGAACAGGGAAUUUUCGAAAAUUAUCUGGACCUUUUCACCACGGAAGAAAGAGAACCGAAUUUCAGAAACGAAAUGUUGGACUCCUUCGAAGUAUUUAAUAACCGGAAGUAUCUAUCACUUCCUCAUCCAACACUCUCAACACAUCCAUACGGCGAUAAAGAUUAUUCUGAUAAUGAAGAUUCAAACCUAACUGAUUUCUUCAUGAAGCUUCUGUCGUCUGACAAAGACGACUUCAAGAAGUUCACAAGAUUAAGUUAUGACGACUUUACCCUCACAUCCAAUCUCAGCAGCCUGUUUCACGAAAAACUCGACCAACUCAAGUCACUUCUCUAUCACGACACUCUCAACUACGCCAUGUCUCGCCAACAAGUUAACGGAAGAAUGUUUGGAGAGUACCUGAAAAAAAUGGCUACACAUUUCAACAAGUCAAAUACAUUGACAGUGGAUAACUUAAACGAUAUGCUUUCAUCAGUGUUUUUAAACGAGAAUAAUGUGAUUUUGAAGGAGGCGUUAAUUAAAUUCUUGAAGGAAAUUCGUGCAAAAGUGGCACCAAAGCUACCAAUGGAUGGCAAAGCACUCCUAAACUUGACCCUAUCAUCAAAAUUCACAAGCUUGAAUUAUUUCGAAUCAAACGCCUUCGGAACACGCGAAGAGUAUCAAAUGAAAUUGAAUGAGCUCUCUGAAACGCUCGACGACCUGAUUAGAAAAUUAGAAAAUAAAAAUAGGACAUUAAUGAUGGAGCAGCUUGCAAGUUAUGUAGAUAGGAAGGAAUAUAUCAUAAGGAGCAAACUUUUAAAAAGGGAAUAUAACUUGAAUGACCUGAACCAAGAUCUAAGUGCUCUUAAAAAAUCACUAAAUAAUAAAUUUUCAGACUCCGAACUAGUAUCAAAGGUCCUAGCCAGAGCUUCAAAUAAUCUAGUUUCCCUUUUUAACGACACUCAUCCAGAAACUUUCAUUCACAAUCUAAGUUAUUCUAAAUCUUCAAGCAUAGAAGAAACAUUUCAGAACCUCAAUACCUACAUAUCAAACAUCACAACCAAUUCUCAGUUAGAAACGAAAACUAAGAGUCCACCUGCUUACUCUGGAGCUGACGAUAGCGUAAUGAGCAUGCAUAGGGGAAAUCAGAGUAAUAAGUUAGAUAGCGAUCUUGGAGAUCAUACUUUAGAUGGAGAAUAUUAUGAUUCUGAGGACGAGGAAUACGAAGAUGAAGAUGAUGAAGAUGAGGAGGAGGAAGAAGAUGAAAGUGAGGAAGAGGAAGAAAGUGAAUCAGACUUUGAAGUCGAAGAUGACGAGGAACAUGAAUACGAAGAUAAUGAUGUCGAAGAAGAAGAAUCAGAAGAUGAGGAAACUGAAACUUCAGAGGAGGAAUCUGCAUCAGUUGAAGAUGAAGAUGAACAAUCUCAAGAUAGUCUUGAAAACGAACCUGAUGUUCCUCUAGAUGAAAAUAGUUCGGAUGAAAAUGACUCCGAACAAGAUCAGCAGAAUGGAGAAUCCGAAGAAGAUGACCAAGUUGAACAAAAUACAGAGUCGAAUCAAGAUUAUUGGUUACUAGGUGAAUCAGGGGGAACGAAAAGUUUUAUGGAUGAUUCCGGACCAGUCUCAUCCCAAAACUUUGAUGAAGUUUACGUGGAUAACGAAAAGAUGGGAAACGAGCAAGAAGAAGUGGUGGAAGUUCUUGAAGAUGAUUUCGCCCAAAGUGAUAUUGAAGUGAGUGAGAAGAAAGCAAUUUUAAAGGAAAUAUUUGAAAAAUCAGCCGAUGAGUUCAUGGAAUCCAGAGGUGCUAAAAAAAAUCCACUUUGA
Messenger RNA from Theileria annulata, 2997 nucleotides. RefSeq lists its product as uncharacterized. Gene Ontology annotation, molecular function: GTP binding; GTPase activity. Bases 1 to 2997 code for a protein of 998 amino acids. The transcript is spliced from 2 exons. The record is from RefSeq and is a predicted model, not a curated record. NCBI's taxonomy places the organism in Eukaryota, Apicomplexa, Aconoidasida, Piroplasmida, Theileriidae.